Messenger RNA from Bombyx mandarina (wild silkworm), 499 nucleotides. RefSeq lists its product as uncharacterized. The record is from RefSeq and is a predicted model, not a curated record. NCBI's taxonomy places the organism in Eukaryota, Metazoa, Arthropoda, Insecta, Lepidoptera, Bombycidae.
CCCACUUUUGAAACUCUUUGAUGUUUGGUAUCUCGACAACUAUCUGUGAAAAUUCAUGAACAAUUUGGCUGAUUUUCGUUUUUGAGACCGGCCGCUUAUCUCUCUGAAAAUAAUUCCUGAAUACAAAAGUGCAAUGCUGUGGAAAAUUUUCGGAUUAAUCUUAUGCGGUGCAGGCGUGUAUUGCGUGCCGGUCAUACCUGAAGACGUACCGACCGCUUUCGCCGCCAUAUACGGCUUCUUCCCUCCCAUCCGUAAAGUCAGCGACCAUCGGUUCGGAUUCGGUUUUCGUUUCGGAAACCACGCUGAUCUCCAAGUUAUAUACGAAUUCGGCCCCCAGCUGAUCACGAAGCCGCUACGAGCCGUCUCCAGAAUCAGGUCUACAUCUCACCGAGAGAGAAUACGUCGACCGAUCUUAGACUUUCUGAUCAAGACCGGACUCAUUAAGAAGGCUUCGUAUAAAUUUAGUGUUUCAAGCGAUUGUGACGACGAACCCCGUUGA